Aureococcus anophagefferens is the source of this 570-nucleotide messenger RNA. RefSeq lists its product as hypothetical. Lineage: Eukaryota; Pelagophyceae; Pelagomonadales; Pelagomonadaceae. The record is from RefSeq and is a predicted model, not a curated record. Gene Ontology annotation, cellular component: TRAPP complex; cytosol; cis-Golgi network membrane. The transcript has a single exon. Gene Ontology annotation, biological process: endoplasmic reticulum to Golgi vesicle-mediated transport; intra-Golgi vesicle-mediated transport. Bases 1 to 570 code for a protein of 189 amino acids.
AUGAGCGCGUCGAGCAAGAGCCACGCGCGCAUCGGCGAGCAGGUCUGGGCGAAGAUGCCCAAGAUCAACGCCGAGUUCUUCUGCCUCACCUACGGUACCAUGGUCGUGCAGCUCAUGAAGGACUUCGAGGACGUGCGCGAGGUCAACAAGAAGCUCGAGAGUAUGGGCCACGGCAUCGGCAUGCGGCUCAUCGACGAGUUCCUCGCCAAGAGCGGCAUCAACAACUGCCACGACUUCUCCGAGACCUGCGACGUCAUCGCCAAGGUCGCGUUCAAGAUGUUUUUGGGCGUCGGCGUCGACGUCGCGAACUGGAACGCGGACAAGACGGCGUGCUCGCUGCUCCUCUACGACAACCCGCUCAACGACUUCGUCGAGAUCCCGCCGAACACGAACUUGCUCUACUCGAACAUCCUGUGCGGCGUCAUCCGCGGCGCGCUCGAGAUGAUCAUGAUGAAGGUCGACGCGUUCUUCGUCCGGGACGUGCUCCGGGGGGACGACGUCAACGAGAUCCGUGUCGAGCUCAAGGAGCGCAUGGUCUCCGAGAUGGACGACCAGUACAAGGAGGGCUAG